AGCAAGGUUGAGUCAGUCCAAGCUGCUCCUCUCAAUUGUUGCAUUUAAACCAAUAAGGUUAGGACAAGAGAAUAGCUGUGGUUUGCGUUGCAAAAACAAAACAAAACAAAAAGCCCCGAGGCUUCGUGGGCAGACCUACAAGGCUGCGCAAACAAAUCGGGGGGGAUGAGAUUGUGCCGUUUCUUUGUCUAGGCGUCUCAGAUGCUAUCUGCCGCUGCCGUUCGCUGGGGCGCAAAGCCGUUCCCAAACAGACCGCGGCGAGCUGAUGGCUCCGAGCUUGCGGCGAGGUAGCGAGUGUGCAGGGCCACUUCCGACUGGAAACCUUCCUGCGGCUGUGCGCGGUGGCAGGGUCCUUCCUGGGGAAGGCGAUCGCGCUCAGUCGCUCGGCAGCCCGAGACUGCAGCAGCGCCCGGGUACUGUUCCCCGGAGCCGGGCAAUCCCCGGCCUCCGCGCCCCGCUGCCAGCCGCGCCGCAGCGCUGCUGAGAGCGCCGGGUUCCCGCGUUCCUGCCCAGCAGCCAAACUAUGUCAGGAAUGGAGGUCUACUAACACAGAAAACUCAAGGAGCACACUAAGCCGGUGGAGGCAGCAGAUGUGAGCGCUGUGCAAACACCCCACACCGGUUCCGAUGUUGCUCCUUCCUCACGCUGCAGGUCUAUGGAAAUGCAGGAUCUAACCAGCCCGCAUAACCGACUGAGUGGUAGUAGCGAAUCCCCCAGUGGUCCCAAACUCGAUAGCUCUCAUAUAAAUAGCACUUCCAUGACUCCCAAUGGCACGGAAGUUAAAACAGAGCCAAUGAGCGGCAGUGAAACAGCUUCAACAGCAGCAGACGGGUCCUUAGACAGUUUCUCAGGUUCAGCUCUCGGGAGCAGCAGCUUUAGUCCAAGACCAGCUCACCCAUUCUCUCCACCACAGAUUUAUCCUUCCAACAGACCAUACCCACAUAUUCUCCCUACCCCUUCCUCACAAACUAUGGCUGCAUAUGGGCAAACACAGUUUACCACAGGAAUGCAACAAGCCACAGCCUACGCCACGUACCCACAGCCGGGACAGCCCUAUGGAAUUUCCUCCUAUGGUGCAUUGUGGGCAGGCAUCAAGACGGAAGGUGGAUUGUCACAGUCUCAGUCACCUGGACAGACGGGAUUUCUCAGCUAUGGCACCAGCUUUGGUACCCCUCAACCUGGACAGGCACCAUACAGCUACCAGAUGCAAGGUAGCAGUUUUACCACAUCAUCAGGAUUAUAUGCAGGAAAUAAUUCACUCACCAAUUCCUCUGGAUUUAACAGUUCGCAGCAGGACUAUCCAUCUUACCCCGGCUUUGGCCAGGGUCAGUAUGCCCAGUAUUAUAACAGCUCCCCGUAUCCAGCACACUAUAUGACAAGCAGUAACGCCAGCCCAACAACACCAUCGACCAACGCCACUUACCAACUCCAAGAACCACCUUCUGGCAUCACAAGUCAGGCGGUCACAGACCCCACAGCAGAGUACAGUACGAUCCACAGCCCUUCAACGCCCAUUAAAGAUUCUGAUUCUGAUCGACUGCGUCGAGGUUCAGAUGGGAAGUCACGUGGCCGAGGCAGAAGAAAUAAUAAUCCCUCACCUCCUCCGGAUUCUGAUCUUGAGAGAGUGUUCAUCUGGGACUUGGACGAGACAAUCAUAGUUUUCCAUUCCUUGCUCACGGGGUCCUAUGCCAACAGAUACGGGAGGGAUCCACCUACUUCUGUUUCCCUCGGGCUGCGAAUGGAGGAGAUGAUCUUUAACUUGGCAGACACACAUCUGUUUUUCAAUGACCUGGAAGAAUGUGACCAAGUCCAUAUAGAUGAUGUUUCAUCAGAUGACAAUGGCCAGGACCUGAGCACAUACAACUUUGGGACAGAUGGCUUUCCUGCUGCAGCCACCAGCGCUAAUUUAUGCCUGGCCACUGGUGUCCGAGGCGGUGUGGACUGGAUGAGAAAGCUGGCCUUCCGCUACAGACGUGUAAAAGAAAUCUACAACACCUACAAAAACAAUGUGGGAGGUCUGCUCGGCCCAGCUAAGAGGGAAGCCUGGAUCCAGCUGAGGGCCGAGAUAGAAGCGCUCACAGACUCCUGGCUGACCCUGGCCCUGAAGGCCCUCUCCCUCAUCCACUCCCGGACGAACUGUGUGAAUAUUUUAGUAACGACGACCCAGCUCAUCCCGGCGUUGGCGAAAGUCCUGCUGUAUGGGUUAGGAAUUGUGUUUCCAAUAGAGAAUAUUUAUAGUGCGACUAAAAUAGGAAAGGAGAGCUGUUUCGAGAGGAUAAUCCAAAGGUUUGGAAGGAAAGUGGUGUAUGUUGUCAUAGGAGAUGGUGUGGAAGAAGAACAAGGGGCAAAAAAGCAUGCUAUGCCCUUCUGGAGGGUCUCCAGUCACUCGGACCUCAUGGCCCUGCAUCAUGCCUUGGAAUUAGAGUACCUGUAACAGCCUCAUGCCAAUUUGACACUGCGCAACUGCCCUGUGGCCAGAGACAAUCCAGCAGGCCUCAGUCUUGUGUCAGUGCUGGACUGUGGAAUGUACCAAUUUCAACAUAUGGAUGAAUGACUGCUGUGGUCUUGACUGCUCCCCUCCAGGUUAAUGGAGGACCAUGUGUAUUUCUUCAGAACAGCUGUUGACUCUAGUACUGUGAAUCCAAUGAAAAUAAGCCAUGAGAAUGUUCUAGCACAGUGUGAUGUGUCUUGGCUACAUUAACUACAUGGUUCAAACCUGUGAAGAAAAGACCUACAGACACUUUGGUUUUCAGCAAAUGUGACAUAAACAGCUUCUCCAACCCAGCAAACUUGAUUCCACAACAGAGACUGAGAUGUGUCUCCUGGACAUCAGUGGAGGGAUCCUCUCAAAGGUUUACUUUUUGGUGUCUCCUACCCAGGGCAAUCUGUACGUUGCUACUUAUUUAUGAAAAGACUUUCAAGAAACAGAUUUGCCGAAGUAUAAUUCACAUACCGUAUAAUUCACCAAGACAGACUUCUCAGUAUCAAACAGCUGAAAGGACAAUAGUAUAAGAAAUAAUCAAUGAAAAGGCCUUUGCCUGACAAUACAGCAAGUACUUUGAAUUUUAGCACAUUGCAAAGUAGUUUAAAGUAUGUCUAAUUUAAACAUGUAAAAUGUACAUCACUGAGACAAUCGUGUACAGAAAGAAGUUUUGGUGUAAAUUUGUAAUAAUGGAUGAUUCUUUUACAUUCUGUUUAGGGAAAUGCUAUUAGGAGGUAGAAAUGCCUUCAUAGGAAGCUUGGGCACAAACUCCUGCAGUGCCUUAGCUAAGUAUUGGGUAUAAAUAUUGUAGAUAAUGGAUCUUUUUGAUAAUGUUAUCUAAGACCAAAAGCAUGAAUGUCAAGUGUCAACAAGGAUUUUAUUUUCCCAAUCUUUUAUCCCAUCAAUUUUUCUAAUUUUUUUUUAGUGUUGGUUAGAAGGGCCUUGAUAAAAAUAACACAGCAAUUUCAUAACUGAAAAAAAUUUUAAAGUCUUCCGGCCCACCUCCCUUUCUCAUUUCAACACUAAUGUAUUAUAUGUAACUACUUGGAAAAGAAUGAUUAUUCGAAUUCUUCAUCCCACAGAAAGAAUAUAGAUGAUAGAUAUAUUUUAUUAAUAAAAUUAAUUGGAGCCUAGCAGAGUUUUCAUGUGCUCAGAAUUAUUAUUGUGUCUGGGUUUUGUGUCUGGGUUUCUUAUUUGUAUCAAAGAGGACAUUACCACAUAGAUGUGUCAGCAACACUUCCCGUCAGUCCCUCUGCUCAGUCUUUCCCUCCUCAUUACCCACAGUGGGUGUGUCUGGCCAUCAUCACAAACACUAAUGUUGCGAUGUUGUUUUCUACUUAUAACAUGACAGACAUAAAUCUGGAGUGUGGGGGCUGAUGACAAAUGAUCAUGUUUGUCAUGCUAUAAGAAAGAUUCUUCCAAAAUGAUGAAUUUGUAUGGGCAGGAUUCUUUCUCAUCUUGGACUUCGUGUUGCCAUGAAAUUAUCCUUUGGAUCAAUUUUGUCUAAUAUUAUUACUCUGGGUUUGACCUGGAGUAGCAGACAAACCACUCUACCCUUUCCUUUUCUAAAAGUCCAUGUUGCUGCUAAAAAUUAGUCAUUGUGAAUUCUCCAAAUUGUUAAAGUGAAUAAUGGAAUCCGUUUCCUGUCUCACCUGGCAUAGACAGAAGUGGAUGGUUUUUAAGCCUCUUCAUUUGAUGUUUCUGUACUCUGUGAAGACUAAAAAGACAGCUUUGAUCUUGGCCUUACUGUAAAAGAAAAAAAAGGGGGGGGGGCUUUGUGUGUCCACAGUUGUGUACAGAUUUUUUUCUUCAUUAAUUUUGUGUUUAAAUUAAUAAACUUGAUUUGUGCGGGACUGUA
Messenger RNA from Peromyscus californicus insignis, 4340 nucleotides. It is a transcript of the gene Eya1, whose product is annotated as EYA transcriptional coactivator and phosphatase 1. The transcript is spliced from 18 exons. Gene Ontology annotation, cellular component: nucleus. The record is from RefSeq and is a predicted model, not a curated record. Bases 656 to 2434 code for a protein of 592 amino acids. Gene Ontology annotation, molecular function: protein tyrosine phosphatase activity. Gene Ontology annotation, biological process: multicellular organism development; negative regulation of extrinsic apoptotic signaling pathway in absence of ligand; positive regulation of DNA repair. Lineage: Eukaryota; Metazoa; Chordata; Mammalia; Rodentia; Cricetidae.